Messenger RNA from Rubroshorea leprosula, 613 nucleotides. NCBI's taxonomy places the organism in Eukaryota, Viridiplantae, Streptophyta, Magnoliopsida, Malvales, Dipterocarpaceae. The record is from the annotation of a GenBank genome assembly.
CCUGAAGGAAACGUUUAGGUAUGCCCCUAAAUCCAGGGCUCCAUUUUCGACCAAGGGUUGUGUGCCGCCCAAUCUGCAACGCCCCAUCGACCUGUAGCUGCAAGAUAAUUCCGUCUCCAUUUCCUUCAAUGGGUGCUACUACCGUUCCCAGGGAUUUCACCAACUUGCGAAAUGGGAUUGGUUCCGCAAAUAAGACGAAGGUCCAGAUUUCUUCCACCCCCAGUUGUGCUCCGGCAUGCGGAAAGCUCGACGGAAUUGCCGCAUGGGUCUUAAAUGGUGUCGCUGCCGCCUUCUUCAUGUCACUAGAUCGCUGUGCUUGUAUUCACAUCGGCACCAUGGAUGAUCCUGAUGAUGUCGAAAAUGAUCACCAGCAACUGAUUUGCAAACACGGCUAUCUUGAACUUAAUUCAAGGAGAAGACAAUAUAGGAAACAUAAGGGCAAGAUCUGGGAUGUAUUAACUUCAUGAUUUAAUUCUGUUACCAUUAAUUGCACAUUAAUUUGUAUCAUACACUUUCAUGGUUAAUCAUAUCUCUUGAGAUUGAGAACCACUUUAACCUAUAAUAUUUAAUGUAAUGGCUACGAUGUAUCUUGGAAUGAAUCAAUGAAUUUAUA